Molecule: messenger RNA, 2722 nt
Organism: Sceloporus undulatus (fence lizard)
Lineage: Eukaryota; Metazoa; Chordata; Lepidosauria; Squamata; Phrynosomatidae
Gene: RAB6A
Product: RAB6A, member RAS oncogene family
Exons: 7
Coding region: 25-552 (175 amino acids)
Molecular function (GO): GTPase activity; GTP binding
Source: RefSeq, a predicted model, not a curated record
AAGACCUCUUUGAUCACCAGGUUCAUGUAUGACAGCUUUGACAACACCUACCAGGCAACAAUUGGCAUUGACUUCUUAUCAAAAACCAUGUACUUGGAGGAUCGCACAAUCAGGUUGCAGCUCUGGGAUACUGCGGGUCAGGAACGUUUUCGUAGCCUCAUUCCCAGUUACAUCCGUGACUCUGCUGCUGCUGUAGUAGUUUACGAUAUCACAAAUGUAAACUCAUUCCAGCAAACCACAAAAUGGAUUGAUGAUGUUAGAACGGAAAGAGGUAGCGAUGUCAUCAUAAUGCUAGUAGGAAACAAAACAGAUCUAGCAGAUAAGAGGCAAGUAUCUAUUGAGGAAGGGGAGAGGAAAGCCAAAGAGCUGAAUGUAAUGUUUAUUGAAACUAGUGCAAAGGCGGGAUACAAUGUAAAGCAGCUUUUCCGACGUGUGGCUGCUGCCUUGCCUGGAAUGGAAAGCACACAGGACAAAAGCAGAGAAGACAUGAUUGACAUUAAACUUGAAAAGCCUCAAGAGCAGCCAGUCAGUGAAGGGGGCUGUUCAUGUUAACAGUCCAUCGCUUCUCUCUCCCCUUUCUCCAGACCAUCACUGCUUCUUUCUUCCUUCUCUCCCUCCCUCCCUCCCUCCCUCCCUCCCUGUGACUCAUUGACAGCAGUGUGACUAUUGGCUUGCCCUUUCCCCAUACCUUUCAGUAACGUAGCACGGUUCAUCAUUGCUGCCUGUCUCGUGAAGAUGAUCUGUUAGCUUCACAAGCACAAAAGAAAGUCGGUGUCUUCAUUAUUUAUAAGAAAAUUGCUUUUCUUUUCUUUUUAAAAAAGAGCCAGUGUGAUUCAAGCAUAUUUCAGUCAUAUUUCAAAAAGAGAGGGAGAACCAGAAAGAUUUGUACCAAUCUGGUAAACCUUUGUUCCUUUUAAGAAAAAAAGAAAACUUAAAAUACUGCAUUUCUGGAAGCAAAGGAAAUGGGGUUAAAGAUGUUGUUUGGAUUUGGUGAAAAGGGAUGCUUUGCCAGGUAGAAAUAGCCAGUGCUUGAGGCAAGCAGGUUGGAACAAUCACAGGAUUUAAACCCCUCCUUUUACAAACCAAAAGAAGAAGAAGCCUGCUUUGACUUUCCAACCAAGAUCCUGAUCUUUCCCCCUAAACAAUAGCCUUUUGGAAAUACAGAACAGGCUAUUGCAUUUUAAUAUAUAUUUUUUAAAGAUCCCAUUCUCUUAUAUAGACAAAUAGCCUUCUGACACCUGCUGAUAAAAUGCUUUUUGUAAGGGAGAAAGUAACCAAUUUUGCUGUAGGCAAAAUUUAGAGACCUUGCUUUGGUCUAUUAUAUAUAAUUCUAGUUGAGAGCCAGUCAACUAGUUCACCUUUUGGUUAUGGCCUUAAGGGUGGGAUACUUUCAGAAUAGGGUGCCAGAGGAGGCAGAGCAGCUUGAAACAGGUUCUGGCAUUAAAGGCAGUUAAAGCUGAAUCAGUCUUCAACAAAAGAGGCACUAGGUACCAAAUAUUUUGUGGACGGUAAAUGUGUCAUGAAGAGGAAGCAGGGCAGAGCAGAAAUGGCUAUUCCUGAGCUCAAGUUAAAUGGAAGAAGGGGCGAGUGUGCUUAUCAAAGUAGAUUUUAAAAGUCCCUUAGGUGAUAAAGGAAGGGAACAUAAGAUGGAUACAAAAUGUACAAUUUUGCAGACUUUUGCCUUUGUUUUCAGAUUAUUAUUUUUUAAAUGUUGGGUCUUCAGAAUCUAGCAUGUUCGUCUUACCUAGUUUAGUUAAAUAACUGGUUGUUUAGUAUUAUGUUUUAACUGAAACUACAAUUAACUGUGGUUACCUUCAAUAUUUAUUUCUCUGCUUUAAUUUUUUUUUACUUUUGUUUUGGAAAAAAAGUUUGUAAAUUCAUUUAGAGCUUUGCUAGUGUCACAAGAUGUAGCUAUCCAAGAAGUACACUGAGACGUGGGCAUGCACUCACACACCCACAUCCUCAUUCACUCACCCACGCCCAUGCGCACACAUGCACCCUAGAAAGUGCACUCUCUUAAUCUGUACUAGUCAUUGUGAAGUUGCUGUGUAAGUUAACACAACUGUAAAUACAUUGUUUGCAGGAGGAAUACUUGCAGCUGGGGAAGGGGCACAAUACAGGAAAGGCUUCAUGAGUCUCCAUUUUCUAACUGAUAGUUCAAAUUGUGGGGGGAGCUCACUCUUCUUGAAUCCCCUCCAGUAAAGGGGAACCUCCCGCACCUCAGCAUCUCCGCUUCAGAUGUAUACAUGUGAGGCCUCUGUUUUCCUGCAUUGUGGAACUGGAAUGGCAAAUACAUCACUUUGACUUGAGUUUCCGAUAAUAUUUGCACAUACCUGUAACGUCAUGUUUUAAAGGGUAGAGUAAGACACAGAAAUGCUUCUAAUGCAAUCUUGAAGAGAUUAUUUCUUUUCUUUAUUUUUUCCUUUGGUAGUAGCAUGUCUUUUUUUUAAAAAAAGUGUUUAAAUAUGGCAACCAACAGUGAAUUGAUCCAGGAAAGAGACUUAAAAAGGAGACUGGGCUACUUUUCCUGUAUUGUUGUAUUCAACGUGUGCAAAAACUAAAAAAACAAAACAAUCCAUCUUGCUGCUUUUUAAUAUUGAGUUUUCCGUGGCUUGGGUUCUUAAAGCAAUGAAAUGUCUACACGGGUUGGAUUUUUUAAACAUGCACAGAAUUUUUUGCUUCCAAUAAAGUAUCUAAUCAAAACACUAAGAACAAAACAAAA